Messenger RNA from Coffea arabica (coffee), 978 nucleotides. Its product is annotated as putative disease resistance protein At1g58400. NCBI's taxonomy places the organism in Eukaryota, Viridiplantae, Streptophyta, Magnoliopsida, Gentianales, Rubiaceae. The record is from RefSeq and is a predicted model, not a curated record.
AUGGUAGUUGCAGAACAAUAUUUGACCGAGUUGGCUAGUAGGUCCAUGGUUAAUGUUGAACUCAACAAGUCUGCCAUACUCGGAUUGAAGUACGAGCAUUGCCUUCUUCAUGACCUUAUGAGAGAACUAUACUUAAUGAACUGCUCAGAAGAAGAUUAUGUCAAGGUUGUGGACUUUCAAGGUGGAAGGCAACCGGUGUUAGAACGUUGUCCUGUCAUUAUGGAUGACAUCACCACUACCAACACAUAUAGACUGGCUAUCCAUACAGAUGGAAACUUUAAAGGUGACGUUAUAGGAAAAAUUACAGAACGACUCUCACCACGACUACGUCCAUUACUUUUAUCGAUACGAGUCAAGGUGAAAAUUGUUCGUUGUAAGAUGGAUAAGUUGCCAUUACAAGUACUUAACUUGCCAUUUUUACAGAGCCUAAAUCUUCAAGGGUCUGUUUGGACGAAUCCUACAAAAAUACCAAAGCUAGAUAUAGCGUGGAAAGCCAAAAGAUUGAGGCAUCUCUUCUUUCCUAAUAAUGGUGCGAAAAUGGUUGAUCAAGGAAAAUUUAGAUUAUGUGGAUUAGUUCAGCUGGAGGAAAUAAUUGAUUUUGACACCAGUACAAUGGAAGGGCAUGUGGUGCUUGGUAUCUGUAACUGUAAUUUUACUGAAAAUGAAAGCGGGACCAACUCUAAUCUUGUAAGGAAGGUUUUCAACCGUCGCCACCUUAUUGGCUUGGCGAUUGAAAGGAGCCUAGGCAACAAAUUACCCAGGUACGAAACAAAUUUUGCUUCGAGUUUGAGACAUUUGGCACUAUAUGGAUCUGAAAUAGUAGAAGACCCCAUGAAAAUUUUGGAGAAUCUCCCCAAUUUAAGAGAACUUCAACUGCUGAUGAAUUCCUUUAUGGGCAAAGAAAUGGAUUGCCACAACAUGGGGUUUCUUAGUCUCACUGAUCUUUCCCUCAAAGGACUGCACAGUUUAGAGAAGUGA